UGUUCAACAAUAGGUCAAAAACAAGAAAAACGUCACUAUUACGGUGCUAUUACGGUUUGUACCCAACCCGAAAGAUCUGAUUUUAUAAAAAAAUAAAAAGUUUAUUAUUGUUUGAAGCCUUAUAACUCAUAAUUGUGAGUCAUCUGUCAGGUUACCGAAAUGGACGAAGGAUUUUCUUCUUAUCACAAUGGGGGGCCGACUUCCCUACAAGAUUUUGGCAGAUUAUCUCAAACCAUAGGCACUUCGAUAUUAAAAAUAUCACAAAAUGUAUCGUCCAUGCACAAAAUGGUUAACCAACUCGGUGGUUCGACGGAUUCUCAGGAACUUAGGAACCAAUUACAUCAGAUUCAGCAUUAUACUCAGCAGCUGGUUAAAGACACCAAUGUUCAUCUCCGAGAUUUAGCAACUUUAGCAAGUAAUUCCGGAUCAAGUAGUCCUGGAGAACAACGACAACGUAAAAUGCAGAAGGAACGACUUCAGGAUGAAUUCACUUCUGCAUUGAACAAUUUCCAGGCGGUACAAAGGAAUGCGGCAUCUAAAGAAAGGGAAUUGGUGAGAAAAGCAAAGGCCAGUGCAGGUCUCGGUCCACCCAGUGAAAGAAAGCAAGAAACUCUCAUUGAAUUGCAGGACAAUCGAACGCAAAAGCAAAUUCAACAACAACAAAUGCAAGAAGAACACAAUUUGCGAAUGCUUGAAGAUCAGGAGGCGAAUAUCCGUAAACUGGAAAUCGAUAUCCAGGAUGUUAAUCAAAUUUUCAAAGAGUUGGGAGCUCUCGUACAUGCUCAAGGAGAAAUUGUCGAUUCAAUCGAAGCAUCAGUUGAACGAACAGAAGUUUUUGUAAACGAGGGAACAGAUCAACUUAGGAUGGCAUCGAAUUAUCAAACUAAAUUGCGUAAAAAGAAAUGUUUCCUGUUGAUCAUUGGUGUUGUUGUCUUGGCCAUUCUGAUCGGAAUAAUUGUCUGGCAAUCAAAUUAAUGUCCUCGCAAUCUUUAUUACCAAUUGAUUAAUCAAUCGAAUAUCGACGCUGCCUCGUGGGCGAAAAUUGUUUAAUAAUCGGAUUUCCUCCUUUAUGGCUUAUGAGGAAACUUUUUUUAUCGCAAAAAAGAAAAAGAAGAAGAAGAAGAAGAAAAAGAAGGUUUGCGAUGGAUCCAUGUCAGAGUGUAGAAAGCUUUAAAUUGCCUCGCGAAAGUAUAUAUAAUUUUCACUUUUUAAUAUAGUGAUAUAAGGGUGCAGUUUUUCCAUUGAACACAAAAAAAACAUCCGAGGAAGAAUAUUUUAAUUUGCCUCAAAUUGUACAAUAAUUUAUUCGCCAUAAAAUGGUUAAAUUAUUAUUAUUACUUCUAAAUAUUUAUAUUAUUUCAAUACUAUUAUAAUAUAGAUAUUUUUUUUAAUGAAAUGGAGAAACUUAUUAUUUAUAUUAUAAUUAAUAGUAUAAAUUAACAAAAGCAAAAUGUAGAGAAUUAAAAAGCAUUCUUAAGAGAGAGGCCGAUGAGAAUUGAAUUGAAUAUUGUUGUGUGGAACGAAAGGGCACUUUCGAAUGAUCUGUAAAUCAUUCCUUAGUUUAUAAUUUAAGAUUCUCACUUUUUAGAAAUUUCAUCCUUUUGCAAUACUUUAGUACAAUAUUAUAUAUAAUUAUAUUUAUAUAUAGAAUGUUAACCCAAUAACCUGAUGAUCGAGCAUAAUGAUGUCGAAAGAAAAAUGAAUUAUUUUAAUCAAAAUGAAAUAAAAUCUUUGUUAAAAGAA
This is a messenger RNA of Leptopilina heterotoma, 1743 nucleotides long. It is a transcript of the gene Syx7, whose product is annotated as syntaxin-7-like. Gene Ontology annotation, biological process: intracellular protein transport; vesicle fusion; vesicle-mediated transport. Gene Ontology annotation, cellular component: SNARE complex; synaptic vesicle; membrane. Gene Ontology annotation, molecular function: SNAP receptor activity; SNARE binding. The transcript has 6 exons. Bases 160 to 975 code for a protein of 271 amino acids. Lineage: Eukaryota; Metazoa; Arthropoda; Insecta; Hymenoptera; Figitidae. The record is from RefSeq and is a predicted model, not a curated record.